AUGCGCACGUCUGACAGCCAGUCUCAUCUGUUGCGGUGCUUAGUGUGUAGCCAUCGUUGCACGACAGCAUGCACAUGUCGUUGCACUUUCGGUACGUGUCGCCGCUGAUCGGAAGUGUACCUGGUUCGUGUAAGUAAAUAAUAUCGAUCUUAAUCUUGUAAGUUAACUCAAGUUUUGUUUUUAAUGCAAACGUCAUACAUAAUACAUAUCCUUUUGAAAAAAGCUAAAAUACGUAUGGAACAAAAUGCUCAAUAACGCACUCGCUAAUCAAAAUAUAUUUAACGCCUUCCUUUUAAUAACGAUAUGAAACGCAUCCAAACGAAAUACAUGUGCAAAACCCUCCUGCAUCUUGAAACAUAUUGAUUACCAUUCCCUUUGUUGGUCUCAUGCGUGUCGGCACUUGUGUUCAUCCACCACUUGCUUGGACAAUUCUUAUGCGUCGGUGUGCAUGCAUGACUCGAUGACGUCGCCUCUGGUCGCAUUGCGCAGUCGCAGACUCUGCACUUCCGGUUGUCCACAGCCGACGGCGGGCAGCGGUUUUCUUCAUUUCCGGAAGUGUUUCCAGAAUAUUGGAAAAGGAAUUGUUGAUACGACAUGCCACCUCCUACCGACCGGAGCCCCGGUACGCGAGCGAGGGAACUUCCGGGGUUCCAAGGUUUCUCGGUACAACAGUGGAGAGUUCUUCCGUACUGCCUCUGCUACAGUGUCUGGUGCAACAACUGAGUAUGCUGGGGAAUCAAAGCCCACGAACCGGCCUGCUGUCGUUUGACGAAGCCAUGCUUUGGCGCUCGUUCGACCCGCCGUCACGGACAGUACUGCA
This is a messenger RNA of Dreissena polymorpha, 820 nucleotides long. RefSeq lists its product as uncharacterized. NCBI's taxonomy places the organism in Eukaryota, Metazoa, Mollusca, Bivalvia, Myida, Dreissenidae. The record is from RefSeq and is a predicted model, not a curated record. The transcript has 3 exons. The coding region runs from base 449 to 769 and encodes 106 amino acids.